GGAAGACCCGCUUCACGACACACACAAGAAAGAGCUCAAAAAUAUCACAGGCGGUUUUUUCAAUAAAACGAACAGAAACCAAUACACGGACGAAAGUCGUGAGUAUUCCAACAAAAAUCGAUGAAAUACUGGAGCCAGCCACACAAUGUGCCUCAACAAAGGAUGUAGUUGUAUUCGACGGCUGGGUGUGCUGCAAUUGCGCUACAAGAAUCGACCUGCCUUCUAGCGUUCGCACAUGAAGAUAUCGCUAUAAGACGAGAUCAAAGAAGCAACGAACAUUUUGGCCGAAUCGCGAGGAGGACAGCUGCAACGAGUAGCACAUCAUGGUGAAAAUGCUAGGACCCCACUCUCAAGAAGGUGGCUCAUCUUCUUCAAAAUCUUCGACGUUUUCGACUGCAUCUGGAGAUGAAGGCGCGUCUUCUUCAAGUAGUCCUGCAGCUGGAGCACUGAGAGGCAUUCCCGCGGCGAGUCCACCGGAAGAUACGAAUGAGCCAUCGGGCAGUGAAUAUCCAUCAUCUGAGAAAGUAAUUGACGCGGCGAGCAGUUCAUCUCAAAAACAUGAACAACAAGGAACACCAUCAAAUUCAAGAAGCGGGAUAAUGCGAAGACGACCACCUGAUAGUGGGCACAGUAGUUCGACCUCUUCAAGUUCCUCUAGCUCAUCUACGCCUACGCACAAUAUUUAUUCCACUCCAACAAAAGCAGAAGGAGGAAAGGGAGGAUUCAAGCAGCUGAACGCAUCAAGGUUACUGAACAACAGAUCUUCAAAGUUUAGUACACCAACUAACUAUGGAACAGGAGCAUCAGCGUCCUCGAGUUCUUCAUCUUUUAACAGAAAACGACAUCAUCAAGAGCAUCUAGCGACGUGGAGGAACUUAGAGUUGACAACAAGGCAAGAGCGACAGUUAGAAAAGAGACUGAAAAGCUGGUAUGACAACAGAAUAACUGGACCUUUUGCGAGACGAAGAGAAUCAGCUCUACGUUUUUUGGUGCUCGGUUCUCUGGUCUUUCUGGGUUUGAUACUGUAUCUCUUCCUCUCGUCGAAAUGGGUGUCAGCGGGGGUGCAUAGUGGUACUUUACAAAACUCUAUGAUGAUGGUUCGGGCGAGCUUUAUGCUCAGCAUGAUGUGGAUUUGUUAAUCUUCUACUGAUGAACAUUUUUUUGAUGCUCUUUUAACCCCGAAACAAACUUCUCGACGCAGAUUCCCACCAAACCUUGCCCUUUCGAUCGAUGGAAGUGACGAGUAGCCUUUUUUAUGUCGAGACGCGCGUGACCUGCGCAGAGCCAUCAAAGGGCCGAAGAGAUUACUAUACCGUUUUGUGCCAAUUCCUCCAGUACAUCCAUGGUCGCGCAUCCUUCACGGAGAUCAUAAACUGGGCAUGCCACCCACUACCAGAAGGAGCGGAUACGAAUGUAAAUUCCAAAAAAAAUCUUUUUGUUUUUGAAAAUGUCUUGUUUGACAGACAACUUUAUGCUGACGAUGUUGAAAGGAGCACGCCUUGUUGUGAUUUCCGAUGCAUCCAUGAUCACCACCCCCAGGGCGUGACAGACAUGUACAUCGACAAGGGGUUGCUUUGUGAGGUUUUCAACCGACACGCCAUGCAACACCGAUUCUUCCUGUCAAUUUUUGCGCCUUUGGCAAUAGCGUCGAUGCUUGGAAUCUUCCUUGUCGUCUACAUCUGGUUCUCGAGUACAGGAAAAAGCGUCCUGACCGACAUAGCGAUGUUGUCCUUGCUGUUGCCAACAUGGACUCUGCCAGUGCUGAUCGUUGGGUAUAUGAAAGAUUCAUUAUAUCUUGUUUUUUGAGCAAGAGCAUGUCUGAUGUUGAAUAUAUGAGCAUCAGCAUGAUCCAACAUGAUCUCAUCUUGCAGGCGAACCCUAUUCCUGCAAGACCUCUCUGCUGAGCUCUCACCGCUUCUAGACGUGCCGCGGAGCAUCCUUCGGAGGCCUAACAUCGACAUUGGAUGGCUUCAGACCUUGAUGCUUCCUAUCGUAGCACAAUCACCGGAAGAGCAGAGGAAAAUUGGCCAGUUUCAGUUAUGCUCCUGAGAUGAAGAUAUCUACAAGUUAGUACUAAGUAAGUAUUAAAAUAAGUUGUAGAACUGAUGUACCUGUACGUGUAGUUCGUCUACGAAUAAACGAAAAAUACACUAUGUAUGAGCAGUCUUUCCUUCGUAGUCGAGAAGAAGGACAACGACCCCUGGCACCUCUAACUCCCUCUGAGCACACGAAAGAGUUGGAGCUUAUCUCGCGAACGGCAGAGGAUUUUCAACGCGACUGGAACUUCUGGAGAUGGCUUGGACCAGUGCAGAUGGCACUGUGGACAACUUUCGGUAUUUUAGCGGAUCUUCCUACGGGCUACGCAGCCUUAGACCUUCGAUCUUAAUAAUAUUUAUCACAUGUUGAAAUUUUUAACGAGUCCUCUUUUCUUGCUCUAGUAUCUGCAUCGUUGGUAUGUUCGCAUGCGCAUCCACCUAUAUUAUCAUCUUCACAGGUCUCUUCUAUUUCAUGGUCGUCCUGAUGCACGUUUUUGUUGUCCCCGAGAGUAAUCUAGCGCCUUGGUUUGUGCGCUCUGCCGGGAAAUGGCUACGUCGCGCUUUAGACAUCGGGAAAAAUCCAAGAUAUGCGGGACUAGCGAGUUGCGUUGCGGUUUUUCUCCAAGAAAACCCGGACUUUCUAGCAGAACCAGAAGCAGAGAACCUGAGUCCCACUAUUGCUGUUGCUGAGGACCUUCUGCUAACCGAAGCAGCGUUAACGAACCCGUUGGACCAUACCAAGGACCAAGCUGCAGCCAUUGAACAAUUUCACCUCACUUCUGCAUCGUCUUCUUCAGAAAGCAACAUGCUAGUGGUAGGACCUUCUUUAAGACCGAGGAGACAACAAGGAAGUCCUGGUGGAAAGCUUGAAGAGACAGGACUGGUGCAAGAUGAAGAAGACUUGCUGGUACUUAUUUUUAUAGAAACUACACAACUACUUGUUGACGGCUCCAAAUUCUUACAGAACCGUAAGUAUGCUAACAAUAUCUCAACAACAUCUUAUGUAGCAUCCACACGCGACAACCACCAGGAUCAAGUUGCACUUGCAGAGCAGGCAGCAUCACCAGCGACAUUGGAUACGAAAAAGAAGCGCUAUCUUGCCUCAUCGUCCAGUAAGCGGACAACCGCAUCUGAUGCUACUGACGACAAUGCUAGCAGUGAUGAGGGGAUUGAUGCCUCUGAAAUGAACAAUAGCACUAACGCGAGUCGUCCUCGAGCAAGAUUAGGAAUAUCUCCCCCUGGUAAAGAUGGUUCGUGGCCUUCAUCUUCUUCUGCACGAGAUGACGAUAGAAAUGUCGGCUCCGGAACAGCAUCUUCUCCUGCUCCUGGGUCCGAUGCCGGACCAUCGCCUGAGGGUGCAGAUGCGGCUGAUGAUGGACUUGAUGUAAUCUACGAUAAACGAAAAAGCAGAAAUCCGUUUUCGCCCUGAAGCGAAUGACGUUCAUUUUUGUGAAGGCACAGAUUCAGAUGCGCGCUCCGAGUGUAAUACGUGCAAUGUGGCUCCUCCCUCAGUCCAUUGUGUCAACCCCAAGUUUUCCAAGAAACUACUAACUUAUAAAUAGAAUAUUCGACUGUCGCUGUCGAGAUCUGUUAACCAAAAAAGUCGAUGUUGCAGACACGCUUUAGAUGACGCAUCCUGGCAUAGGUACCUGACCGUUGUACUGUUGUCUGAUUUUCCAACUAACUCGUUCGUGUUAUGUUUUGCUUCUGGUACAUUAAAGUCACAAGAUGGUACUACUACAAAUUCUUCCAAAAAGCAGGAUUUCUCUCUAGCCACCCUCUCCUGCU
This is a messenger RNA of Amoebophrya sp. A25, 3824 nucleotides long. The record is from the annotation of a GenBank genome assembly. Lineage: Eukaryota; Dinophyceae; Syndiniales; Amoebophryaceae.